UGUGGUGUCACGUCCGCUGCCGGGGUGUUAAGGAAACGUGGCCUUUCGGGCUGUUGUGAGGGUGGUUAAUAUGGCUGGAGUUGAGCUUCCCGUGAUGAACGACAGCGCUGUCAAUGUCACUCUCAACGACACUGAGGCGGCUGCCAACGCCACCGCCAAGUUCGUGGCGACCCCCGAGGGGACGGCCGUCGCCUACGGAAGCCUUGUGGUUAUGGCGCUGCUGCCAAUCUUCUUCGGGGCCCUGCGGUCGGUGAAUUGUGCUAAGGCCAAGAAUUCCAAUGAUAUGCCGGAGACCAUUACAAGUCGAGAUGCAGCCAGAUUUCCCAUCAUUGCCAGCUGCACACUGUUUGGCCUUUAUCUUUUUUUCAAAAUAUUUUCUCAAGAGUACAUCAAUUUGCUCCUUUCCAUGUACUUUUUCAUACUUGGUAUAUUGGCUUUGUCUCACACUUUAAGUCCAGCUAUGAAUAAGGUGAUUCCUGCAAGUCUACCAAACAAACAGUACCAGCUGCUUUUUACUCAGGGAACAGGAGAAUCCAAGGAGGAAAUCAUCAACUAUGAGUUUGACACCAAAGAUCUUGUCUGUUUGGGUUUUAGCAGUGUGAUUGGAGUCUGGUACUUACUGAAAAAGCACUGGAUUGCCAACAAUCUGUUUGGAUUAGCAUUUGCUCUCAAUGGUGUUGAACUUCUUCAUCUCAACAAUGUCAGCACAGGGUGCAUUCUCCUCGGUGGGCUGUUUAUCUAUGAUGUAUUCUGGGUAUUUGGCACAAAUGUCAUGGUAACUGUUGCCAAGUCAUUUGAAGCACCAAUUAAAUUGCUGUUUCCUCAAGAUCUACUCGAGAAAGGGCUUGCAGCCAAUAAUUUUGCAAUGCUUGGCUUGGGAGACAUUGUCAUUCCAGGCAUCUUCAUCGCCCUUCUCCUUCGUUUUGAUGUGAGUUUGAAGAGGAAUAGUCGAACGUACUUCUACACCAGCUUCUUGGCUUAUGUCUUUGGUCUUGGACUUACCAUAUAUAUAAUGCACACUUUCAAGCAUGCACAGCCUGCUCUGCUUUACUUGGUGCCUGCUUGCAUUGGAUUCCCAGUGAUUGUUGCUGUGGUUAAAGGAGAACUUACUGACAUGUUGAGCUACGAGUCUUCAGCUGAGGUCUUGCCACACACGCCAAGGCUCACCCAUUUCCCCACUGUUUCGGGCUCCCCUGCUAGUCUGGCCAACUCUAUGCAGCAAAAGCCUAACUCCCCCCGCCGCAGGCGGACGAACCCAAGCCCCAUGUAGUCCUGUGAGAGGGCUUGUGGAGCAGCAACGGGUCAGGUAUGAAGAAAAGGCUGACAUCCCUGACAAAGCAACUUUGGAUGAAACCAAGGGCGACCAGAAGGAAAACAAAAAGGAGCAGUAAUGGGACGUGCCACAGCGCAAUCGAUUGUUUUUUAAAAACGUUCCCAGCUCCCUGUUCUGUGUUCAUUUUGUGCAGAUGCCUAAUUGUAAUGACGUGGUCAUGUGUGUCUUAUGUCCCUGGCUAUUAAUGAGGGACAAAAGUAUUUCAUUACAUCAUGCUAUGAUGCUAGUUACUCAGUUCUGCUUGGUGUUUUCAAUGAAUGUGCCAACUGAUUGUUUCGAAGAAGAAACCUGAGGGGUUGCACCAGUGCCUAUCUGUAAUCUUUUAAUUUAUUUCAAAUGGCUUAAAGUGAUCAUGACACUUUGAAUUCAAAGGCGCCAGUACCUUCUGUUUUCACAAACAAAUGCAGAAAACUGAAUUUUUAGACAGGUGUUCACCUAGUUCAUGUAAUAAAAUUUGUAUUUAUUUAAAAAAAAAUAAAUACCUCAGCUGUUUUUUACAUGACUGCUUUCAGUUCAAUUCCUGUGUGUUUUUUAAAAAGGGGAGGGUUAGUGUUUAAUGGAAGAUUUUUUUAAGACACUUGACUAUUGAUAAUAGAUACAGCUUGCAAACUUGCACGUAUACCACACCUGAAACACUGAAAUUUAAUUAGAGAAUAUUAAAAUUAAUCUGUUGUAACCUACUGAAAUUUUGUAUAUAUUCUGUAUGCUGGAGUCACUUUUUAUGAGCCAUUUAUUUUCCUGCAUUUGUUUGUUUAAACCAAGCUACUAUAUAAUAGCGUCACAAAGAUGCCCAGAUAAACUGCCACAUAAGUACUUUUGUAGCUUUGAUUUUCAAAGAGAACUUAAACAUCAGCUGCUAUUAAUGUCAUACAGGCCAUUUCCAUGUUACAAAUACUGGACUUAUGGACAACUGUACCUGUGAACAGGCUCCCAUAAUAUUAUUAAUGAUGUAUGUGCAGAGUUUUGUGCUAGGGUACAGUAGAACUUGUCCCUCUUGUUCUCUUUCCACUUUUAGUAAUCGUUUGUGUGCUUUUGAUAGCAUUUUAAUACAAUAGUGUGGAGAUAAAGUUAUCAUGCUGUGUGAUUUUAUUUGUGUAAAAUCAACUUAUGGCCAUCUGUAUUUUGUUUAAAAAGUGGAACUUGUUCAUUAACUAGGGAAGCCCUGUAUAGCACUGUAUUUCAACUCUUGUAGAGAGGAAUGUCAUGCUUGUGCGGCACUGUAGCUGAUUUAAGCAGUUGUAUUGCCUCGCUUUGUUUAUUUCUUUUCUCCCAGUGAUUGCUAGUAUUCCCAUUACUGCCUUACCCUACUUGUUGUUCCAAUGUGUCUGGCUGAUGAGAAUUGAUGAUUUGAGUGGGUGGAAUGAGGGACCUGAUAAUCUUCUGUCUACUCAGGUUCACCCUGGUUCCUAAUAUCAACUGGCUUUUUUGAGGUGUGGAGAUGAAAGGAGUUUAGUUUACUCCAUAUUGAGGCUAUGCUCCCUACUUCUAGAUUCUCAAGCUAGAGGAAUCAGCUCAAUAUCUACACGUAACUCAGAACCUUGCACACUUCUGAGAUAAUCUCUUGUUCUUCUAAGACCCAGAGUGUAUUGUCACUGUUCCUUUCACUGACCAUCACAUUGAUUUCAUAUCAGAAAUCAAUCACUUCAAGUAUUAUUGUGUCUCAUGCUGAACAUUUUCUGUUAUUCUUGAAUCUAUAAUGAGACAUUGCAGUGUCAUGGGGGAUUUUGUUUUUCUUUGCCUUGUAUUUUACUUGGCUUUCUUCAGCAAGGGAAUUGGAUUACAGUGAUGGUGUAUUGAGCUGCUACGCUUAAUAUGUUCCUCUGGCUUAAGUAAUGGAGGCAAGAUUCCACACCACGGGUUCCCAACCUUUUUUAUGUCCAGGACUCCUACUAUUAACCAAGGGGUCCGGGAACCCCAGACGUACACUGUUGGAGUGGUAAUAGAGCAAGGAGCAGUUAAGGAGAACAAAGAUUAUUUAAACGAAUGACCUAGAGGUCAGCUCAGGUAUAAAAUUAAGACCCAGCACUUCCACUCCCAACCCAACCCAAGACCAAGGGCUUAUGAUUUUUAAUUUCACACAGUUCUACUUGGUUUAGGUGGCCAGACUAUACUGAAGAAAAUCUAUUAGAACUUUCCAUACUACCUGAACACUCCUGUCUAUUUACAAUCAGUCGUCCCUAUUAUGUCCCACAGUACUGACUCCUGGUGCAUUAAUUUUUAAAGAGCUGAUCUAACCUGAAGGUUGAUCAUUUUCAGUCCAUGUAGUAGGGCUGUGAUUUAGCAUCUUGGCUCUCAUAUAAUGUGAGGCAAGUCUUUCUGAUUCUGCAUUUUGUCUUAUAGGUUGUUUCCUUACAGAUUUGAAACCUGCACACCUCAGUGUUAUCUUCAGCAUCUUAAGCUUUUGUUUUGCAUUCAUUAGUUAGCAAUUUUUGCAGAUUAAAGAUUUAAGUAUUAAAAUGUUUGAGCUAUGACGUAUAGUCACCACAGUGCAAGAGUAGAAAAGGACAAGUUUGCAAAGUGUUAAGGGUUUGAACAAUGGGAGCGAUUCUUUAUGUCAAUUUUUCGUCAAAAUUGUGGUUUGGAUAUCCGAGGCCAUUGGACACAAUUUGAAUAAAUGUCAUAAGGUGGAGACUUUUAAAAGUAUUAUCUCUGAAACUAGUUAGUGAACAUUAAGACUUUGUACUUCUGUUAACCAUGUAUCUCUCUCCUGAGCACAUCAUGGGUCUGAAUAUUUACUGCCUGUUGAUAAAAAGAUUACCUUUUCAGAAUGAUGGUGAAGGUCUACAAAUAUAUUUUUCUUAGCACAUAUUCUAUUUGGUUUAACUUUGUGGGUUAAUGUUAUCUUUUAAUAGAAAAUAUUUUCAAUCUUAAUGGUCUUCAAAAUCUUUAUGGUGUUUAUUAAAUAAUCGUCAGUGAUACAGUCUCCUCCCAAAAUGAGUGUCUCUAAAUAUUCUACACUACUACACACCGACAUCAAAAACAUUGUAGUAUCACCCACUGUUGGAAUUUAGUACCAAUUCACCUUUGUUUGACUCAACGCACAGAAUAACUAAUGGGAAAUGAUUCGCUGCUCCAGUAGUAGUUGAUUGUGUGAAACCAGGACAUAAAUUUGCCAAGUUCAAUCUGCUUUCUAAAUUCGCUGCUUCUGGUCAAAGGUGUGCAGUCUGUCCUUGGGUACCUGGUCUUGAUUUCCUCAGUGCUGCCAUGGCCCAAAAACUCGAUUGAGCAUUAUGUUUUAAGGCAUUAAAAGACACAUUUGCAACAAACAUCCCAGGCAUUUGAUGGAAUUUUUUGUGGUGUGGCAGGAUGUUGUUCGUUUAUUGACUUCUCCCAAGCUUUUUUUUAAAAAGAUGAUGAAUAAGUGACUACAUGUUGCAUCUGAAGCUCUCGUGUGGUGCUAAUAGAAUCCCUUUAAUUAUAUUUUUCUCCAAGAAGGGUGGAAAUCCCUUAUCUGAUCUGGUUCUUAAUUUGGGGAUUCGCCUUUGCAGUGUAUACACAGUAUGUUUUGGAGAUUAGGUGUUGUUAAAAUACCUGGUGGGAUGGGGUUUAAUUUUAAGCUAGUUUUGCUCUUUGUUCACCUUCUUAUAUUUUGUCAAGUCUUGCCCUCUGUUCCCACCCCUCAUUCUCUUGCUUUUACUCAUUGUAGUAAAAAUUGGUUCCUCUCGGGAGGAGCUGUGGUUGAUUUGCAAUAAACAGUGGUGUGCACCACUCUGAAUACUCAC
Messenger RNA from Mobula hypostoma (lesser devil ray), 5055 nucleotides. It is a transcript of the gene hm13, whose product is annotated as histocompatibility (minor) 13. Gene Ontology annotation, molecular function: aspartic endopeptidase activity, intramembrane cleaving. Bases 71 to 1270 code for a protein of 399 amino acids. The record is from RefSeq and is a predicted model, not a curated record. The transcript is spliced from 13 exons. Gene Ontology annotation, cellular component: lumenal side of endoplasmic reticulum membrane; membrane; cytoplasmic side of endoplasmic reticulum membrane. Lineage: Eukaryota; Metazoa; Chordata; Chondrichthyes; Myliobatiformes; Myliobatidae. Gene Ontology annotation, biological process: membrane protein proteolysis.